Messenger RNA from Toxotes jaculatrix (banded archerfish), 2052 nucleotides. Its product is annotated as small conductance calcium-activated potassium channel protein 1-like. The transcript has 9 exons. Gene Ontology annotation, biological process: potassium ion transmembrane transport. Gene Ontology annotation, molecular function: calmodulin binding; small conductance calcium-activated potassium channel activity. The coding region runs from base 1 to 2052 and encodes 683 amino acids. Gene Ontology annotation, cellular component: neuronal cell body; plasma membrane; neuron projection. The record is from RefSeq and is a predicted model, not a curated record. NCBI's taxonomy places the organism in Eukaryota, Metazoa, Chordata, Actinopteri, Toxotidae.
AUGGAGCACUCCCCCUCUAUGAACUUGUCCGUGGUGGAUGGAGAUGAGGUGGAGGACCAGCGCCCCCUUCUUCCACCAAGGAUGGUGCCUCCACCUCAGUCCUGCACUCCGCAGUGUGGGAUACACCACACUGUCCAAACAUCAGCCGAUCACACAGUGUGGCUGGACAGAACCCAAGCCAUGGCCACCACACCUUUGUACAACGGCCACCUUUAUGUCACACCUUCACCUCGCUCCGGCAGGAGGGGAGACAAAGCCAAAGGCAAAGAUAAGAAAGGUGAGAAAAAGUUGGGGGGGAGUAGACAAAAUCCAGGACACAAGGAUCGAAAUCACCAGUGCAAAGCCAAAAACGCAGGAUCUCACAGACUCCAGGAGAAAGUCACCUCUUUCACUGACAUCCCCAUUUCUCCCUGCGGGUCGCCUUUUAAAGGCCCCUGCAGGUCACAUUUAGACGUCAAGGAUGUUGAGGGCAGAGCACGCCGCAAGUCAGGUAACGUCUCUUUAGAGAUGCACGACCGUCAGAGUCUCCCAGAGAUUAUCAUUACCAGCAAAGAUGAUGACUUCCAAUCACACAACAAGACAUCUCAGUAUCGUCAGGACCUGUCUGAGGCCAAAGGCCUGCUGCCAGGAGCCGAGUGUCCAAGUCAAAGCCCCACUCCUGGUCCUCAGCCCAGUCCAAAGCACAAGGUGGACGGCAAGGACGACCACUACUGGAAGACACACAGCAUCGGCUGGCGGCUUGUGCGCAGGAGGGCUCUGUUCCUGAGGAGGCAGCGGCUGAGCGACUGCGCCCUAGCAGUGGGGAUAUUCGGGGUGGUGAUGAUGGUGAUGGAGACAGAGCUCUCCUGGAGCGUCUACAGCAAGAGCUCCAUUUACUCCCUCGCACUCAAGUCCAUCAUCAGUUUGUCUACAAUCAUCCUGCUCGGCCUCAUUGUGGCGUACCACUGCUGUGAGGUGCAGCUCUACGUUCACGACAUUGGUGCAGAGGAUUGGCGGAUUGCCAUGACAACCGACCGUUUGGCUCUGAUAGCCCUGGAGCUGGCAGCGGUGGCCAUUCACCCCUAUCCGGUGGGUCUGCUGGCGUACUUCCAGCAGACCACUGCUCGCUUGUCGCUGUCGGAGACAGAGCUGGAGAUCAUCCUGGCCCUGCCCAUGUUCCUCAGACUCUACCUGCUGGGCCGGGCCAUGAUGCUGCACAGCCGCCUCUUCACUGACACCGCAUCCCGCAGCAUUGGAGCGCUCAACAAGAUACACUUCAACACCCGGUUUGUGGGGAAAACACUAAUGACCACCUACCCCGGCACUGUGCUGAUGAUUUUCAGUGUUUCUCUGUGGAUUGUGGCAGCAUGGGGCUUACAUGUUUGUGAGAGACACCACAACUACAGAGACCUCAGUAGCAACUACAUGGAGGCCUUGUGGAUGGUCUCCGUCACCUUUUUGUCCAUUGGUUAUGGAGAUGUGGUGCCUCACACCUACUGUGGACGCAGCAUCUGUCUCCUUACUGGUAUAAUGGGAGCAGGCUGCACAGUCCUGGUGGUGGCAGUAGUUGCCCGGAAGCUGGAGUUGACCAGAGCAGAGAAACACGUUCACAACUUUAUGAUGGACUCUCACAUCUCCAAGAGGAUAAAAAUUGCUGCAGCGAAUGUGCUGAGAGAGACUUGGCUUAUCUACAAACACACUAAGCUGUCAAGAGAAAGAGAUCACACCAGAGUCCGCAUGCACCAGCGGAAGCUGCUUCUGGCCAUCCACCAGCUGCGUCGUGUGAAGAUGGAGAAGAGGAUACUUGCAGACCAGGGCAACACGUUAGUGGACUUCUGCAAGAUGCAGAGCCUGAUGUACGACGUGCUGUCGGAGGUGCAGGGCUGCAGGGGGGAGCUGGACACGCACAUCCACAGCCUGGAGAGGCACGUGGGGGAACUGAGAGAGGGCUUCAGGAGCCUGAUGCCGCUCCUGUCCAGCACCCUGUCCACGCAGAACUCCUCCAUCCGCCACCUGCUCAGGGAGAGAGAGGUGAUGACAGAGACUGCUGGUGUGAGUGGAAGCGAAGGGUAG